AUGCGUAGGUCACGGUCGAGAUCGAGAUCAAGAUCUAGAAAAAGAAGCACUAGUUGCAGAAGGGGCAGAAAGGUUAAAGAAGAAUCAAGAAUUAAAACAUUCACCAAAAAUGUUGGCAAAGGGUUAUUCGAAACCUUCUCCUAUUUCGCUCUGGCUUAUCUAGCUGAUGUCGUCUGGUAUUCUGGCAUGAUACCAUCGAUAGAAAAAUCGAACAGCAACGUUGUCUUUAUAAUUACUGCAUUCUGUUUAGCCAUUCUGUUCACGAAAUUCAUAUCUAAAUGUUCCCAAUUCAUUCGGACAAUUCUCAUAGCGAUCGCUCUGGCCACAUUACCUCUCGCGUUGUCAACAAAAAACGUAAAUUGGCAGGGGGAGUAUCAAGCUAUAGGUCUGGAUAUUUUGAAGCUGGCCGCUCCGAUCUACAUAAAGUUAGUCCUCUUCAGACUGAUGACUUGGCUGAGAAACCUCUGCAUCGACAUGGGAUACUUCGUGUUUCUCUUUUGA
Helobdella robusta is the source of this 501-nucleotide messenger RNA. RefSeq lists its product as hypothetical. The transcript has a single exon. The record is from RefSeq and is a predicted model, not a curated record. The coding region runs from base 1 to 501 and encodes 166 amino acids. NCBI's taxonomy places the organism in Eukaryota, Metazoa, Annelida, Clitellata, Rhynchobdellida, Glossiphoniidae.